Messenger RNA from Somion occarium, 765 nucleotides. The record is from the annotation of a GenBank genome assembly. Lineage: Eukaryota; Fungi; Basidiomycota; Agaricomycetes; Polyporales; Cerrenaceae.
GAACUCAAUGUCUCAUCUGACCGAGAAUCCUGCAGUCAUCCAUGCUUUUUGGGAGUAGGAUAAGAGGACUGAACUCAUAAGAGCGAGGCGUUAGCUCCAGAACAUAUAAAACGGGGCGUAACAACUAGUGUCUUUUUGAAUCACUCAGCUCAUUCCGUUUUCCUUUUCGAAUCUUGAAGAGCAAUGACAUCCGGUUGGUCCCCCAGUUUCGGCGAGUACAUCGACACAACGGUCGCAGUCUCUGACCAGAGCCGUGGACCUGCGGUUUCCAAGAGUGCUGUGGGAAAUUAUGUGCUCAAUGGCACGAUAUACGUUGGGCAGUAUGUGACACAUAAGGAAAGCGUUGAUGGACGACCCGAUUUCAGACACUCCUCCUCCCAGGGGCUCCUAUUAGAUAGGCCUUGGGAUAUUAUUUUUGUGAUCGAUAUCGAGUUACCUCAAGUUUUUAGGUGUCGUAUACUCUCUUUGUUUGAAAGUUGCAUUCCUGUAUUUUUACUGCGCGCCGAUGUACCAGAGUUAUGUAUUGACCUAUCCAUUUACUAACAUUCAUUCACGAAUAUCCCAUUUGACUUCCCGAAGGUUGGCCAGGCGUCGAUGACGUCGUAUAUUUCUUUAAUUCUAUAUAGGAUUCACACCCAUUCAAGUGUACUCUCCCCCAGAGAUCUCGUAGCGCCCUCGCAACCUUGUACCUGUCCACAGCCCAGCCUUAUCAUUCGGAUGAAAGUCAUUUAUUCGGAGGGAAAAACGAUGCACAUUUACUAGGAU